This is a messenger RNA of Toxorhynchites rutilus septentrionalis, 1011 nucleotides long. It is a transcript of the gene RpL6, whose product is annotated as 60S ribosomal protein L6. The transcript has a single exon. The record is from RefSeq and is a predicted model, not a curated record. Lineage: Eukaryota; Metazoa; Arthropoda; Insecta; Diptera; Culicidae. Gene Ontology annotation, biological process: cytoplasmic translation; ribosomal large subunit assembly. Gene Ontology annotation, molecular function: RNA binding; structural constituent of ribosome. The coding region runs from base 58 to 870 and encodes 270 amino acids. Gene Ontology annotation, cellular component: cytosolic large ribosomal subunit; ribosome.
CCUCAAAUGAAAGUUCUUUUCUACUAGUGUGUUUCACUUCUUUACACGUGUUUUGAAAUGGCCCCGACUAAGGAGAAGGCCCCAACUAAGGCAAAGGCCGCCGCGGCCCCGAAAGGUGACAAGAAAGCCAAAAGGACAACCCGUCUGAAGAACCCACUGCUUGCCGAUGGAGUGCGUCGUUAUGCCAAGGGAAAGCUGGUGCAGCGCAAGAAGCUGUACUCCCUGAAGCACCUGAAAAAUGUUCGCGUCGAGAAGCCCAAAGUCGCCAUUACUGUUGUGAAGAAAAUUGGCGGAGCAAAGAACGGUGGUGAACGUAAAGUGCUGCUGAAGAAGAGCAAGAGUUACCUGCCAACCAAGCCGCUGAUCCGCAAACGCACCGGUAAACGUUGCUUCCGUAACCACAAGCGUAACACCCGUAAGACUCUGAAAAGUGGCAAAGUUUUGAUUCUGCUGGCCGGUCGUCAUAAGGGAAAGCGAGUUGUGCUGCUGAAGACCCUCAAGUCUGGCCUGCUGCUAAUUAGCGGUCCAUUCGCCCUGAACAGCUGCCCCCUUCGUCGCAUUUCGCAGAACUACGUUAUUGCAACCAAGACUCGCCUCAACCUGAAGAGUGUCAAGGUUCCGAAGCACAUCAAUGACGGCUACUUCCGUCGUGCUGCCAAGAAGAAGAACACCCGCACUGAGCGGGAUAUCUUCGCGGAGAAGGCAGAGAAGUACGUUCCAUCUGAACAGCGCAAGGCUGACCAGAAGACCAUCGACGAAGCCUUGCUGAAGGCCAUCAAUGCCCACCCAGAGGCAAAGAUUGUUCGGCGCUAUCUGAAAUCGAUGUUCUCGCUCAGAACGAACCAGUACCCACAUCGUAUGCAGUUCUAAGUGGAGUGGCCUGUUAUUCCAGUACGGUUGGCCGUUGGCAGAUCGAAGAACAUCGUUUUUAAGGUUUAAUUAUUAGAAAUGUCACCAGAAGGGUUAACAAACACAGAAAUACAUUUGAAGAUUGCAUCUUUAAAAUGAGAA